This is a messenger RNA of Brassica rapa (field mustard), 2904 nucleotides long. RefSeq names its product WD repeat-containing protein 44. The record is from RefSeq and is a predicted model, not a curated record. Gene Ontology annotation, molecular function: protein binding. NCBI's taxonomy places the organism in Eukaryota, Viridiplantae, Streptophyta, Magnoliopsida, Brassicales, Brassicaceae.
GAUAAUGUUAGGGAUCCCUUGAUUCUCUCCGCUCAGCUUCUCUCUCUCUCCCUCCAAAACAAUCACGCAAAGACAAAGAAGAACACAAAAUUCAAAUCUCAAUCUGGAAAAUUUCUGAAACCGAUGUAUAGCUAUGGCGAAUCAAUGCGGCGCAAGUGGGAAACUGGAACGGAAGAAGACAAUGGCGAUGAACUGGGCGGGGUUAGGCGAGGUUGAAGACGACGACGACCGCUUCUUCGAGAGCUCUAACCGUAUCUCCACCGUCGUGCCUAUCGAUUUGGCAUCUUCUUCUGACGAGGAGGAAGGCGAGUUCGAUGAUUGCCGGAUCUCCUUCUCCUCCUCCGCCGCUCGUCACGCUCCCGAGCCGGUUACGUCGCCGGAUUUCGAUAUCUGGAUGUCGGCGCCGGGAUCUAUAACGGAGCGCCGUCGCAGGCUCCGCGAUGGAAUGGGGCUCGAGUCGAAGAAGAGCAUGCUCGGAUCUAUCUCGAUCCAGCGCAUCAGCAAACCUACUGCGAUUGAGAUCGUUGGAGGAAGCGUUAUGGAAGAGAAGGUUGCGGAGGAGGAGGAUCAUAAUAAUCCUCCUCCGUUGGAUCAACGAUCUCCGCAGAUGUCGGUUUUGAUCGUACGGUCCAGAUCCGAUUCCGAUAUCGAAUCGACUUCCGCUGAGAAAAUACGAAAAGAGGAAAUGUUGGGGAAAACGUCGAAAUCGCGUCUGACCAGAACCGCGUCUGCGAUUGGAGCUCCGCGUGCGAGAGUCUCGCCGCCUAACGCUCCCAAACGACGCGGCGCGAAGAAGCUCUCAACGGUAGUUUCCAAUACUCAGUUCAGCGCCUUCUUCCUGAUAAAGAAUCUGGACACGGGGAAAGAGUUCAUCGUGAAGGAGUACGGCGAGAACGGAGCGUGGAAUCGUCUCAGCGAUCUUCAAACUGGUAAGCAACUGACGAUGGAGGAGUUUGAGAAAAGCGUUGGAUUCUCAUCUAUCGUUAAGGACCUUAUGCGGCGAGAUAACGCGAACUCCGCAAUUGAUUUGAGUAAAUUAAACUCGUAUGUGUCGAAGAGCUUGAGGGAAAGCAAGAAGAGAGGUGCUGCUUUUCUAAAGAACAUAAAGGGUGUUGCUCAUUCGAUGAGCUCUAAGGCUCCUCCAGAGAAAGAGAAAGAUCCUAACGUUAGUAGUCUGAGAGUAGUGGACCAACACCAACAGCAGGAGAAGAACAACGACGAGACAAAUCAAUGGGUGAAGGUGAGGCAUUCAGGAAAGUCUCACAAAGAGCUCAGCGCUUUGCAUUUGUGCCAAGAGAUUGAAGCUCAUCAAGGAGCUAUCUGGACUAUGAAGUUUAGUCCUGACUCGCAUUUGUUGGCUAGUGGAGGGGAGGAUUGUGCUAUUCAUGUGUGGGAGGUCCAGGAAUGUGAGAUCUUGUCAACGAAUGAGAGCAGCUUGACACCCAUUCAAGAAGGUGAUGAUGCAGCAGAAGUGCCACCGGAGAAGAAGAAAAAGGGGAAAGCUCCAUCGAUUAGAAAAGGAAAUCAGAUCCCAGAUUAUGUCCAUGCGCCUGAAACUGUCUUCUCAUUAUCAGAUAAACCCAUAUGCAGUUUCACUGGCCAUUUGGAUGAUGUUCUGGACUUGUCCUGGUCUCGGUCACAGCUAUUGCUUUCAUCUUCCAAGGACAAAACCGUGCGGUUAUGGGAUAUCGAAUCUCAAAGCUGUCUAAAACUGUUUGCCCACAAUGAUUAUGUUACUUGUGUACAAUUUAAUCCACUGGAUGAAGAUUACUUCAUAAGUGGCUCACUUGAUGCCAAGAUCCGUAUAUGGAACAUAUCGAACCGUCAAGUAGUGGAGUGGACUGAUCUAAAUGAAAUGGUUACUGCUGUUUGUUACACUCCUGAUGGUCAGGCUGCAUUUGUUGGUUCACAUAAAGGGAACUGUCGGCUUUAUAGUGCAGAAGAUUGCAAGCUGGAGCAAACUAACCAUAUUGAUCUGCAAAACAAAAAGAAAGCUCAAGCUAAAAAGAUCACAGCUUUCCAGUUUUCGCCGAUUAAUCCAGCAGAAGUGCUUGUAACGUCUGCUGAUUCACGCAUUCGGGUUCUUGACGGUACUGAACUUGUUCAAAAAUUCAGAGGUUUCAAAAACACAUGUAGCCAAAUGACAGCAUCUUACACAGUAGAUGCCAAACACAUUGUCUGCGCAAGCGAAGAUUCACAGGUUUACAUGUGGAAACACGAGGAACCAAGAGUAGGACUAACCGGUAGAAAAACCAUCGCCAUGUGUACUUCUUUCGAAACCUUCCCUUGCAAAGACGUUUCCGUGGCAAUACCCUGGCAUGGCGUUGUUAAAGGAGAACCACCACCCGCACAAACCCAACCGAAGAAAAACCCAAAGAAACCCUCAGCUACUACCACACAAGAAAACGCAGCCGCAGGUAAAAAAUCUGGCCUCCCACCGUUACCUAAGAAAAACAACGACAACACGGAGAAUGUAGCGACAGAAGAACAUCAAGAAGAUGAACCCACGACACAAGUUCCCCAAAACGAAACAGAAAACAAUGCUGGAGAGUUAUUGAAGCCAGGGGAUUCGCCUUCUAUAUCGAUCUCAUCUCGGAUAUCUUCAUGGUCUUGGUUUGAUGGUAGCGGCAGUCAUGGAACGCAUUUGGCUCAACCAACGGCUUGGGGAAUGGUGAUCGUUACAGCCACGAUCGGUGGUCAAAUCCGGGCUUACCAGAACUUCGGUUUGCCACGCAGAGUCAGUCGUCAGGGCUCUUUGUUUUGACGCAGUGUACAUGCAUACUUACGUCUAUUUAUAGCUCCUAAGAAGUUCUUGUAUAGCCUAUUGAGUUUAAUAUGUAUAUUGUAUAGUCCCAUAUCAAAGAAGAAAACUUGGUAUAACAAAAUUAUUGAGUCUUAUGAAAA